This is a messenger RNA of Drosophila nasuta, 1992 nucleotides long. It is a transcript of the gene Snx1, whose product is annotated as sorting nexin 1. The record is from RefSeq and is a predicted model, not a curated record. Bases 124 to 1530 code for a protein of 468 amino acids. The transcript has 5 exons. Gene Ontology annotation, molecular function: phosphatidylinositol binding. Gene Ontology annotation, biological process: early endosome to Golgi transport. Gene Ontology annotation, cellular component: endosome membrane; endosome. NCBI's taxonomy places the organism in Eukaryota, Metazoa, Arthropoda, Insecta, Diptera, Drosophilidae.
AACAAGUCGAUAGUCGAUAGUGGGCGACAAAAAAGAAAAGAAUUCCAAUAAUUUUAUUUGUGUGUCAGCGAACGAAGCCAGCAUUUAGUUAAUUAAUUAGUAUUGAGCGUGCCAGACAGCAAAAUGGAAGUUGAGACACCAGCAACAACACCAAACGAGCAGAGUCGCGAAUUUGCCGAUGUGGACAUCAACAACGAUGGCUCAGCGUCCGCCGCUGCAUCCGAUGAGGAAGAAGUUCCAGCGCCGGGCAGCGUAACGUUGGAGCAGAAUGAAAAUAAUGAUUUGUUCGUCUCAGCAAUGACCCCAAGCGAAGUGCAUCGUCGUAUUUCGAGUAGCAAUCUGGAAGAGAUAUUGACCGAUGAUGGUGAUUUGUUCAUACAAAUUGUUGUAUCCGAUCCACAAAAAGUCGGCGAUGGCAUGAGCUCCUAUUUGGCCUACAAAGUGACGACGAAAACAAACAUUCCGAAAUUCAAACGCAACGAAUUCAGCACUUUGCGCCGCUUCAGUGAUUUCCUUGGCAUCCAUGAUCUGUUGGUGAACAAAUAUAUGCGCAUGGGUCGCAUUAUUCCGCCGGCGCCAUCCAAGAACAUUAUUGGCAGCACCAAGGUCAAAAUGAGUCCACAACAAACAGAGCCGGGCACGCCCAUCAAUCAGGAAUGGAUAGAGAUAAGACGUGCUGCCCUGGAGCGUUUUGUCCAUCGCACAGCCCAGCAUCCGGUGUUGCGAGUCGAUCUGGAUUUUGUAAAUUUCCUGGAGAGUGAUCAGGAGUUGCCACGUGCCGUUAAUACAUCGGCUUUAAGCGGCGCUGGCGUCAUACGGUUGUUUAACAAAGUUGGCGAGACUGUAAACAAGAUCACGUACAAAAUGGAUGAGAAUGAUCCUUGGUUCGAUGAUAAGAUCACCGAGGUGGAGCAUCUCGAUGCGAAUCUGCAAAAAUUGUCAUCGGCACUUAAAUCGUUGGUCUCUUCGCGUCGUGAAUUAUCUGUGUUGACGGGUUUGGUGGCAAAAUCCGCCGCUAUGUUAAGCACUUGUGAGGAGCAUACUGGACUGUCGCGUGCGUUGUCGCAUUUGGCUGAUGUGGAGGAAAAGAUUGAGCUGUUGCGUUCCGAGCAGGCCAAUUCAGACUUUUAUAUACUCGCCGAGUUUAUCAAAGACUAUUUAGGGCUAUUCGGUGCCAUCAAGUGUAUAUUCCAUGAACGUGUCAAGGCAUUUCAAAAUUGGCAAUAUGCCCAAAUGCAGUUGUCGAAACGACGCGAGAAUCGUGGACGCUAUGAGCUGGCCAAUCGUGCCGACAAACUGGAUCAGGCGCAACAGGAGGUUGAAGAGUGGCAGGGCAAGGUGCAACGCUGUCAGCAACAAUUUGAUGACAUAUCGGCGGAAAUCAAGCGCGAAAUGGAACGCUUUGAAAUAAGCAGAGUGAAAGACUUUAAGGCAAACAUCAUCAAGUACAUUGAGGUUCAAAUGGCGCAUCAGCAACAGAUCAUCAGCUAUUGGGAGGCCUUUGCACCAGUUGCCCGAGAGAUCGUUUAACUUUGAUUUCCAACGCCAGUUGCAUUUUUAAAAUGUUUAACAAAUGGCGACGCAGUGUGCUACGAAAAUAUUCAAUAUUAUUAUGAAUGUGUGGGCCUCUGUUUUUUUUAGCGGGACCAAUUUGUCGUCACCUCUAACAACAAGUUAUUACCACUGACGAUCUUCGCCGCAGUUGGACAUUUUCCAAACGCUUUAAAUUCCUCUCAAAUAAUUGUUACCAUUUACCAAUGAAGGGGGUAACGAUUCAUGCUUGCAUAAAAAAAGUUCAACUUUUAUUACACACAUAUUUUUAUCCUUACACAGUAAUUAUUAUGAUUACUAUUAUUAUUAUUAUAAUUAUUAUUGCGAAAUGUUGCUUUUAUUUUUGUAAAUGUAUACAAAACGAGACAAAUGUUUAUUAUAGACGACUUUUUGGUGUAGUCUACAUAAAUGUCGCUAAGCGCUGAGCGAAAAAUAUUCUCA